AGCGGUAUCUGACUAACCCGCUGGUUACGCGGGAUAUCGGUGAAGAGGCAAUAUCCCGAGCAGAAGCAGUUGGAUACAAUUUCAGACGGUGUAGAGGGGUAACAACAACAGAUCACCCCCCAAUCCUAGUGGGUUGAUUGCGCUCAUAGUAGGCUGCGCAGGUCUGGCACGGGGCGGGUUAUGUGUCACUCACUUCACGCCUCCCUGAAUAGAUCGAAUCGAAGGGCUGAGGACGCGCGUGUUCAAGCAGAAGGAGAAACCCACAUCACAACACCGUUAUACUCAUAUCUCCGAACCAACCACAGACCGAAUGUGGAAGGGAAGAACUUGAUGCCAAGAACCGUAAAUGAACCACGGAUUAUCAUUUCAAUUUGAAUCCGAAAUAGAGUGUACUGAAUCGCCGGCCAAUAGACAGAUUUGGGUGAAAGGUGUAUGGACGUGGUGCUAAAGAGGAAUUGACGGGAAAACCCGCGGUCAGCACACCAAUUUGUUGGAGGGGAGAAUAUAGGACUGCCUACAGAGCAGAAGCGGACUGGAGAGAGUGAGAGAGAUAGAGAGAGAGGGAGGACGGAGUGCAGUGAAGUGAGUAGAUUGUGGUUUCUCCCGUUGCUGUCAUGUUCGCUGGCUGUUCAAAGAGGGAUUAAAAUGACGCAUGUUUUGCAGAGCUCCAAACUGUCAUACACGUUGAUGCAGUCAGUCACGAGAUGUGCAGCAGGGGGAGCUGAGCCUCGACCCGGGCAGUGAACAGUGUAAAGGUGCGCAGCAGUGACAGGGAAUCCGUCUGGAUUUAACGCACGAUAUUUUGUGAACAGCGGGGAUAUUAAAGUUGCAUUCGUGUCUUUUAUUUAUUUAGAUUAUUCCUAAUUUAUUCAUCACAAAAGGGGGUUCGUUGGGGAAACGCACCAUUGAACAAAGGAUUUAGGAGAAACGACAACUGUAACCCAAUUCUGCCAUUCUGAGUGCGUCUCCCUUCUGGCGUGUCAAAUCGGGACAGUUUCCAGAAGAGAAAAGAUACGGUUGAAUACAGAGUGUUCUCUGUCUGGUUCCUAACCCGGGAGAGUUUUGAACACAGUUUUAUCACCUACCUAACCCAGGAGAGAGUUGAAUAAUUCGGUCGGGGGCGCAGAGCUGAUCCACAGCCGUGGGAAUGUGGGUGGAAAGUGUAAACGCAAACGAAGCAGGAGGGCUUCAACUCUAAAAUGUGACUUUUUCCAAUACAUCCCCGCUAUACAAGUAACACGUGCAUUCUGCAAUCGUUUCCAUCGGAUUUGUUUACGUCGCACAAGAGAUGGCGUUCUUCCCUGUCCUCCUCCUCCUCCUCUCCGUGGUCCAGCGUGGUUCCUCCCAGGACCCUGAUGAGGACACGUUGGCAGUGCCCCGGGGGUGUGGCUGGGGCCUGGUGCGCCCCUACACCCUCCUCUGCGACCUGGACUCUGUUUGGGGCGUGGCGGUCGAAUCUGCAGCGGCCGGCGGCGCCCUGGCUGCCAUUUUACUGGGCCUGAUCAUCCUCUGCAGACUACAUCAUGUGAGCGAGGCGGAGAAGCGCAGCGGCGUGGGACCCAUUCUCCUCCUGCUCCUGGGCAUCCUGGGCCUGUUCGGCCUCAGUUUCGCCUACCUCAUUGAGCGUGACGAACAGCUGUGUCUUCUGCGCCGUGCCCUCUGGGGCCUGCUCUUUGCCCUGUGCUUCUCCUGUCUGCUGGUGCAGGGUGUGCGGCUCCGGAGGUUGGGCAGCGAGCGCCGGAGCCCGGGGGGCUGCACUCUGACCGGCCUGGCACUGGGGCUGAGCGCCGUUCAAGGGAUCAUCGCCGCCGAGUGGCUCCUGCUCACGGUGCUCAGGGAGGGCAGAGCGGCCUGCCAGUACCUGCCUCUGGACUUCUCCUUAGCCUGUAGCUAUGUGCUUGCGCUACUGCUAGCCGCGCUGGGGGCGGCCUCCUUCGCUCUCUGUGGGAAGACCCGGCAGUGGCGCUGUAACGCGGUCUGGCUCCUCUCCGCCUGUCUGUUGUCCCUCCUCCUCUGGGUUGCCUGGGUGGGCUUCUAUCUCUACGGUAACGCCUGGCUGGGGCGGUCCCCGGACUGGGACGAUCCAGCAUUGGCGAUAGCACUGGUGGCACAGGGUUGGCUCCUCCUUCUGUUCCACGCCGUGCCCGAGGCACACUCCUGUCUCUGCUCCCCGCCACAACCCUCUGCCCCUGACUAUUUUGACACGUCCCAGGCUCCGUCCCGCAUGAGGGAGACCAGCUUCGACGAGGACAUCCCCCUCUCACACAGGCAGUUUCCAGAGAACCAGGGCUACGGCUUUGACGAAAACACUGCAGGUCUGAGGAGUGCAGGUCAUCAUAAUGGUAACACAGCGCCCAGACCCAGUGCCCCCUUCCGCAGCAACGUGUACCAGCCCACUGAGAUGACCAUGAUCCUGAAUGGGGGAGCGGUCCCCUCCGCACCCCCGACCUAUACGGGGCGGCAGCUGUGGUGAAGGACAGAGAUGAAGAAGAAGAGGAAGGAAGAAUGGGGUGAUGAAGAAGGGAUGAAGGGUCCUUGGACAGAGGAAUAACCCAGAGAGGAUAACUAUAACAUGGACACCAUCAGGACCCCCCCCCCCCCCCCCCCCCCCAGAUCUCUAUGUGCGUAUGGGGACAGACAGUUAAACAGAUGACUUACUGAGGGCUUACACACACCACCCACCCUGUGUUAAUCAAAUACACUAACCAACCACUGAAUGAGUGUGACUGAGGGGGAGAGCAGGUAUGGAGGACAGAUCAAAACAUUACAGGUAGUUUUGAAGUUAAAUCACUGUAGGAGAUAUUCAACUUAAAAACAAUCCUAUUUUGGUUGCAAAUGCUGUGGAGGUUUGAAAUGUUGACUGUCAGGUUUCUUUUGUAUGAGUCAAGUUUACUCCCACGAGACUACUAAGCCACUGUAUAACUUCUGAAAAACUGUGAAACCUUUCUCCCUUUUGAGAUAUUUGCUCUGUUUUUGUUUAUUUUGGGAGAAACUCUUCUAAAGCAGAAUGUUUUGCUCUGUUCUCCAUCCUCCUGUAGGUACGGUACCUUACAGCCCUGUACCUCACCACAGCCCAUCACACAAUAGAAUAACACACGGACAAGUAUGGCUAAACUCCAACCUCUCUAGCCAGUGUUCUGUCCUCCAUCCUCCUGUAGGUACGGUACCUUACAGCCCUGUACCGCACCACAGCCCAUCACACAAUAGAAUAACACACGGACAAGUAUGGCUUAAACUCCAACCUCUCUAGCCAGUGUGUGCCUACAGGUAACUGCCAAAAUAAAGGAAACACCAACAUAAAGUGUCUUAAUAGGGUGUUAGGCCACCAUGAGAACAGCUUCACUGCACCUUGACAUAGAUUCUACAAGUGUCUGGAACUCUGUUGGAGGCAGGCGACACCAUUCUUCUAUGAGAAAUUGAUGGUGGUGGAAACACUAUCUCAGGCACCGCUCCAGAAUCUCCCAUUGGUGUUCAAUUGGGUUGAGAUCUGGUGACUGAGACAGACGUGGCAUAUGGUUUACAUCAUUUUCAUGCUCAUCAAACCAUUCAGUGACCACUCGUGCCCUGUGGAUGGGGGAAUGAUCAUCCUAAGGGGGGAUAGUUAUGGUAGCCAAAAUAAUGGCCUGCUCAGCAUUUUUAUACCUGACUCAAAGAAUGAUGGGAUGUUAAUUGCUUAAUUAACUCAGGAACCACACCUGUGUAGAAGCACCUGCUUUCAAUAUCUAAUUUUAGGGAUGGGCAUUUGAAAUAAUUUCACUAUUCGAAUAAUAUCAUGAUUUUUGUGGGGAGAUAUCUGGAUAGUCGAGUUGUUUAAACUUGGGAAUUAGAUUGCUGUGCAGCCUGUGCUACUUGCGUCCCGCUUGCUUGCGUGUGUGAUUGGCAGGUGCCAGUGAGUUUUACGAGAGAGAGAGAGAGAGUAGCCAUACAGACUAAUUAAACAAAUUUGUAGAUUCCAUAGGUUAUCUAUCAUCCCAUCUGGUAGUGCCUGUCUUGUAUGCAUCAAAUCAAUCUAAAGAAGCUAGCUAUGUUAGCCAGCUAUAUUAGCCAGCUAGCUAGCUACCUAGGCUAAACGUACUUAAGGUUAUUUUGCUGUGCUUCCCGUCCUUGUCUACAACAACUCCAUUCAGAUUAAACAACAACUUACCUGAUGGUUUCUGGUAGUUGUAGCCUACUCCUUCUCAUUUAACUGACUAAAUUCUGUCAUUUUAAUUCCAUUUUGCAUUGAUUAGAGAUCUCCCACGUUGCUUACUACACACAGAGCCACUGAGUGUAGACGGUGCCACUUUGAUUGGCCGACAGUAUCACACACGUGAAACCCGUGUAGGCUACUAUGGUAUGUACUUUAUGUCAUAAAAACUACAUUCAAAAGAUAGUUUUAUUGAAUUAAAAUGUUCAAAUGUCAUGGCAUAUCCUUGUGUGUAGCAUUGUCUCAUAAAUAAUUACAUUUAGACAAAGACUUUUCAUUGUUAAAAUAGACUAAAAAUGAAUACUCUCACAAGUAUUCAAAUACUAACGUCCAUUUGGAUAUUUGAAUAUCCGAAUAACCGUGCCCAUCCCUACCUCAUUUACUCAAGUGUUUCCAUUAUCUUGUCAGUUACCUGUGUAUAUAUGUGUGUGUGUACCUCAUCUAUAUUGGCUCUACUCCAAGACUCUGGACCCCAAAAAACUAAAAUACCCCUUGCUUCACCAACCCCCCCACCCCACCCCACCCCACCUCCCUCUGAGUAACCUGGACUGACUUUUACUUAGAACCUGGAAUCACUACUACUGAGUAACCUGGACUCACUUUUACUGAGUAACCUGGACUCACCUCUACUGGGUAACCUGGACUCACCUCUACUGAGUAACCUGGACUCACCUUUACUGAGUAACCUGGACUCACUUUACUGAGUAACCUGGACUCACCUCUACUGAGUAACCUGGACUCACCUCUACUGAGUAACCUGGACUCACCUCUACUGAGUAACCUGGAUCACCUCUACUGAGUACCUGGAUCACCUCUACUGAGUAACCUGGACUCACCUCUACUGAGUAACCUGGACUCACCUCUACUGAGUAACCUGGACUCACCUCUACUGGGUAACCUGGACUCACCUCUACUGAGUAACCUGGACUCACCUCUACUGAGUAACCUGGACUCACCUUUAUGAGUAACCUGGACUCACCUCUACUGGGUAACCUGGACUCACCUCUACUGAGUAACCUGGACUCACCUCUACUGAGUAACCUGGACUCACCUUUACUGAGUAACCUGGACUCACCUCUACUCAUCUCGUCUUUCCACUUGUCUAACCCCGAACUGUGAACCCACCCAGGCUGCGGUCCAACUAACCAUAACGACAAUAUGACCGCAAACUACUAUACACCUAUCCAGCUCACCUAGCACCUGGCGGACAGAGCUAAGCUUCUACUGGACGAACAGUAGGAACCGGGGGAAUCCGGGGAUGCUGAUUGGAUGGACAGGAUGUCAGUCAGUGAGGAGGGGAUUUCGAUUGGACAGACAGGGUGUCAGACUGGGACUGUGUAUAUAGGUCAGACAGGCUGUAUUUUCCCACCAUGUUCUCCUGUGACCACAGAGACUUUCUGAACCAGCAGGACUGAACCAACGGUCCUUUUAUAUCAGAGAGAAAUGGGUCGGCGGGGAGGAGAUGGACUUCCCUUUUACUGUUUUGUUUUUUCAAACGUGUGUGUGUGUGCAUAGAGAUAAAAAACAUGUUCUAUCUGUUUGUGUGUGUGUGUGUGUGUGUGUGUGUGUGUGUGUGCACGCUUGUGCGUGUGUGUGUGUGUUAUUGAUUUUAUCAGUGUUGGGAGGAUAUACAACAACUGUGCAAUACACAGCUCCAGUCCUGUUCCAGUCCUGGCUGUGCCUCUCCCAUUUCCUCCAGACUGGUUUCCAGUGAGCCUGAGAAAUGGAUCCAGAGUUCCAGACGUCUUGGUCAGCUUCAGAUACACAACCCCAUACUGUCAGCCUAUAUAUAGACAAGCCCUGACUGGGGUGUGGAACUGCCUGUCCUGGUCCCUGUGAAUGAUCAGAUAUAGUAUACUGUGAGAUCAGCUAUAAGCCUGUGGGGAGGACUGGAGAAGAAAGGGGGGAUGGGUAGCUAGAGAGAGGAAGGGAGGAGCCAGUCCAGAGGGGUUACAAUGGUCUAUGUGACGGCUACAUCGCUUUGACUCCCCCCCAAUCAGCAAACAUAUCUGUGUGACAAAAUGGCUCUUUCCCCAGUGUGUGUGUGCCUGUCUAUGUGGAAGGCAGCACUGCUCUGUGCUGUCCUCCUUAUCUGAGAAGCCUCUCCCCCUCCUCUCGUCCGUCUGUGCUGGUAACUACCGUUUUCUGUGCCAAGAAAGACUCUUGUGUUACAGCAAGGUCUCUGUUUUCAGUCUCCCUCUCCCUUACAUACUUACCAGCUCUCCCCUUACGAGAGAGACUGUAUAUAGUAGUGCUGUAUAGCUUGUUUUGGUUAGAUUUCUUUUUGACUGUAGAGGAUGAUUUUUUUAGACACCAGCCUAAUAUAUUAUAUAAACCACUGGGCAUCUGACUAGUGUAAUAAUGAUUAGAUUUUAAUUUAUCGGAUUUGUGACUGGAUUGAUUUUAUUGUUAUUAUUUCAUUUUUUAUUUUUCUCUUGCUGGUGUCUUUCUUUGUUCUUUUUAACUAGUAUUUUAAAACAUAUUUCAAGAUGCUAGCCAUGUUUUUAAUUUGAUUUGAUUUGAUUAUUAACGUUGGAAAACACAACGGUCUGUCUGUGAGGCAUCUAGCUAACUUUGGGUGUGGUUUUUCCUACUUGCGACAACUUUGGAAAUCUCCUAUACAGUAUCCUCUGUCAAAACAUGUUUCACUGUCUGUUGUAACAGUUUUAUUAUAUGGGGAAACGUAAUACAUUUUUCAGAGAUAUGACAUUCGUUGCAUAAUGCUAAUCAAAAAUACUUGUUGUUUUGCACUUCAUAGAUAAUGACUACUGUGUCUGUGAUAUAAUAGAGUGAUGCAGAGAGUAGAGCAGUGAUGGUAGAAUUACCUCUGAUCUAUGACCUAUGACCCGAAGGGUGUUUUGGUGUAAUCCUGGGUCAUUGGGCUACAGGAUGUCUCUUCACUGGGGGGUGGGUAGCAGUGGAGGCUGGUGGAAGGAGCUAUAGGAGGACAGGCUCAUUGUAAUGUCUGGUAUUAAAUUAACGGAACAGAGUCAAACAUUUCCAUAUGUUUGAUACCAUUCCAUGUAUUGCAUUCCAGCCAUUACAAUGAGCCAGUCCUCCUAUAGCUCCUCCCACCAGCCUCCACUGGUGGGUAGGUAGGCAGGCACUACAUGUAGGCCUAACCAUAGAAAUAUAAUUACUAGAUUGGUUAUUCUGUAUAUGGCCCUAACCCACAGCGCUGCAUGCCAAGGCAGGCUUUGCUCGGGCCUCUCCGGGGCAGACCCAGGCCCGUUCUGACUGCACUGUGCCAGGCUCCAGUGGGACAGGCUACAGGCCUCAGAGUGCUGGCAUAGGAUCAGUUCUGCCUUUUAGAUAAUACUGAAUAAGAUUAUAUGGACAGGAGAGACCUGAUCCUAGAUCAGCACUCCUACCCUAAGAUGCUUUGUGAAUACGGGUCCUGUCCUCAGGGCUGUGGGUGGACAACAAGCAAGGAACAACUGUGGAGAUUCACCCUCCCAGAACCGAAGAGGGGCGGGUUUCAAUUCUUCAAUCUUGUGAUGUUUUCACUCAAUGUGGAGUACAAAAAAAAAGUAAAAAGUUACUGUUACUUAGUAGAUUUUUGCACUCGUCGAUGACUACCUAUCUGUGCAUGCUCAUCACCAUUUAUAUACAUGUAAGUACCUUUCUCUCAGACGUACUGUUAAAUACUAAUUCUAUUUAUGUGAAGGUCAUGUGACAAAUCAUAUUUUUUAGCGUAUAUCAGAUGACAGUUUUAUGUCUGUGCUUUCUUGAACACGAGAGAGAGAUAAAGACGGUUGUAUAAGAGACACGGUAGAGAACUGUAGGGGGUGUCAGGGGAUAGGGUCCAAAACAGGCCAAAGGGCCCACAAAUAACCUGUUGGAGUUGCUUGUGACAUCAUCAGAUUACCCAAAUACUGUACCCCCUGCCAGUUUGGAAGGAAAUCUCUAUGAAAUUACUAAAGAUCUAGAUCUUCAUGUCUGUGUUUAUAAAGAUGCUAUGAACAAAUUAGGGUGAGAUUUUACACAUACUACUGUUCCGUCAAGUUAGUUUUUCCCCCCUGGGCAGCCCCAUUAGUAAACACCCCUCCUGUCUGGGUUUGACAUGUCCUUGACUUGUCCACUCCUGAAUUGGCUUGCCUUCACACUGUUCCAUUCGGGGCAUCCGACGGGGGUGGUAUUGGUUGUCACAGAUGUGACUGUGCAGUGACGCAGCAUGCCUAUGUAUAGAACUAUGUUUCCCCUGAUUAGAAGAACAACCAGUUAACUCUCAGAUUCUGUAACCCAUUCAGGCAAACGUUCAAUAAAGUGUCAUGUUUGUAGUUAACGCC
This is a messenger RNA of Oncorhynchus kisutch (coho salmon), 8475 nucleotides long. RefSeq names its product G-protein coupled receptor family C group 5 member B. Gene Ontology annotation, cellular component: plasma membrane; signaling receptor complex; intracellular membrane-bounded organelle. Gene Ontology annotation, molecular function: protein kinase binding; protein kinase activator activity; G protein-coupled receptor activity. Gene Ontology annotation, biological process: G protein-coupled receptor signaling pathway. Bases 1289 to 2473 code for a protein of 394 amino acids. The record is from RefSeq and is a predicted model, not a curated record. The transcript has 4 exons. Lineage: Eukaryota; Metazoa; Chordata; Actinopteri; Salmoniformes; Salmonidae.